Molecule: messenger RNA, 2171 nt
Organism: Xylona heveae TC161
Lineage: Eukaryota; Fungi; Ascomycota; Xylonomycetes; Xylonales; Xylonaceae
Product: FAD/NAD(P)-binding domain-containing protein
Exons: 4
Coding region: 435-1763 (442 amino acids)
Molecular function (GO): FAD binding
Source: RefSeq, a predicted model, not a curated record
AACCCCAGUAUUGUACGACAUAUUUUGCCGCAAGACCGGGCAGUAAUGAACCCGUUUCCACCCCACGUCGUCUCGAUGGUUAUAGUCUGACAAUAAACCUUUUCAUCAGCAUCAUGAAUUUGCAGCUGAUUCAACUCAUUAAAGAAAUGGUUUCGCCAAAAGCGACUUAGCUAUUAUGUUACUAUGUAAGAAACAUAAAGCGCAGCCGGCGACCAAUAAAAACCCGCCGAGCAACUGUUAAUGUCCGCGUGUGUCUUGUAUCCGCCGAGUAUGGGAUGAUUCUAGCAAACCUCCUCUGUCCUGGGCUAUGAAAUAGAUUCGGAGAAGAUGCAUCCAUUUAAUAUAGAGCGUUCUCGUGGGGAGAGCUUGUUGGGUUGUGUGAAUGCCUUCACAACAUUCAUUCGUGCCUCUACGCGGGUGGAGAAAGCAUAACCAUGUCAACCUUAACUGAAUCAUCACGACCGCCGCUUCGAGUCGCCAUCGUUGGAGCGGGUCCUGGUGGGCUUGUACUUGCGCAGACUCUUCGCCAGGACAAAAGAUUCGUGGUAACAGUCUAUGAACGUGGGGCCCCUGAGGGUAACGGUAGCUCCUUGGUGGGGUUUCGCAUCCUCGUAACUCCCGCCGUUCUCGAUUCUCUUCGGGAGCAGCUUCCAUCCAAAGUUCGAAAUCUGGUCGACCGGGCCGUUGGAAUUCCCAAGAGUCAAGGAAAUAGAGUAUGCCUUAUGGACGAGACGUGCGCGGUGAAAUGCCGCGUUGACCUGGAUGAGUCACGGUCCCUCUGCUCGAUUUCGAGAUGGAAGCUCCGCAAUGCCUUGCUGCAUGGCUGUGAUGACUUUGUAAAGUUUCACAAAGAGUUCAAAUCCUAUGAAGAGAGCGAGGAUGGCGUCAAUGUUCACUUUGCGAAUAGCGAGUCGAUUCAGUGCGAUUUGCUCAUCGGUGCAGACGGCGCCGGCUCUCGUGUACGAAAGCAGCUUCUUCCCAAUAGCAGCAGAAGCGACAGUGGCGUGACAGUCAUUUAUUUCAAGGCGCCUUUUACUCCAGAGACUGAAGCCAUGAUUCCAUGGGCAUCUGGAUGCUUGGCCAUGACUCCGAGAAAAUCCAUGGUUGUCGCAUAUUACAAGAAUCCGGCAAAACCUUACGGCACAUAUGAUUUGGAGAACAUUGACCCAGAAGACUCGUUCCUCAUGCUUGGCAUGGGAUGCUACACAAACGAGUUUUUCAAUCAAAGCAAACAUCCCGACGCCAUGACGCCUGAAGAGUUGAAAGAUGAGUGUCUUGCGCGAGCACAGCAUUGGCACCCCCUUCUUCGAUCCUUGAUUGCUAUUAGCGUGCCCAAGUCUGUCUACGUCUCUCACAUUAAAACACAAGAUCCAAUUGAUCCAUGGGAGACUGGAAAAGUGACGAUAAUGGGAGACGCUGCUCAUAGCAUGACUCCAUAUCUUGGAAAGGGUGCCACGAGUGCCAUUGCCGAUGCAUUAGCCCUUGCAGAAGCACUCAAAUCAAAUGAGAAAGAACAGGAGUCUCUCACGGAACGACUAGCCGCGUAUGAAAAGUCAAUGUUAGAACGUGGGUUUGAAAACGCGAAAAAGAGCAUGUUCGUUCAUCAACUCGUAUUUGCUGCGGGUAAUACACCUUGGAGGGCUUGGCUACGAAAUUGGGCAUUAUACGUUUUGGACAUGUUUAUUCGGCACCCUGUGGCUUCCGUGGAACCCUUUCCUGUGAGUUACAGCGAUGAGAUUGAAAAAGCGAAAUCGAAAGGCUGAGGUUGGAUGGGUAGAUAGAACAAGUUCUAUAUAAUUUAUCUGGUUUUAUCCACUGCUGCUGUAUUGAAAGUAAGGGUCUAAUCUUGCUGUAUUAAUAUGGGAGAGUCGGAGAGUUUAUAUUGGCCUUGUGUAAAUUUUCUUGCUUUGGCGCAAGUAAUGUUCUAGUGUUUUUGGGUACUGGGGUAAUCUAUUACGAUUCAUAUCUCUCUUGCUGUGCGGGCAAUGUUGCUAGAAGUAAGAUAGACAUAGCUUUGGAAGGGGGUAUUCCACAUCCAGUAUAUCUGUGUGGAACUUAUAAUUGACAAUUUGACGUUUUCAUGGUCUUUUCCAUCUCCAAAAUCGGGCGCGUUAUUUAGAUAGCAGCAAGAUAAUAAAAAAAAAAAAUACAUACAUUGUAGAUAUAUCAGU